Molecule: messenger RNA, 747 nt
Organism: Danaus plexippus (monarch butterfly)
Lineage: Eukaryota; Metazoa; Arthropoda; Insecta; Lepidoptera; Nymphalidae
Gene: EMC4
Product: ER membrane protein complex subunit 4
Exons: 2
Coding region: 131-649 (172 amino acids)
Biological process (GO): protein folding in endoplasmic reticulum
Cellular component (GO): EMC complex
Source: RefSeq, a predicted model, not a curated record
ACAAUGACAGAUGAUAGUUGAUCUAUCUGUGGGUUGUUAAUUGGUAAUUUAUCAAGUUUUGCCUUAAUCUCCAUUUAUUUGGUUAUUAUAGUCUCGUUAUAAGUAAAUAAUUCAAUUAUUUUAAAGCACGAUGUCUCAGGUGAAGUCCAACAAAAAAUUUAAAUGGGCCUUAGACUUUAAUCCAAAAAACAAAAGUCAGACCUCAGAAAUACUCUCGCCUCCUGGAUAUAGUCAGUCUACUAGCGUCAGUAACGCGGAAUCCUCAAAAGAUACAGAUUCUAACCUUCUUUUGAUAAAAAAAUUGUGGGAUGUCGCUCUCGGACCAUUAAAACAGGUGCCAAUGAAUCUGUUCAUAAUGUAUAUGGCGGGUAACUCCAUAUCAAUAUUUCCAAUCAUGAUGGUUGGCAUGUUAAUUGUGAGACCAGUGAAGGCUCUGUUUUCUACUCAGGGCACAUUUAAAAUGGUAGAAGGCACUCAAGCUGCUGGUCAAAAAUUUGUAUACAUAAUUGGGAAUAUAGUGAACAUACUAUUAGCUCUAUAUAAAUGUCAAAGCAUGGGUCUUUUGCCGACACAUUCGAGUGACUGGUUAGCAUUUGAAGAACCUAUAUUGAAAGCUGAACACAUAGGCGGAGGAUUUUCAAUGUUAUAGGACAAAGUUUUAAUGAAAAAUCAUUAUAUCUAUUGCUACUAUUUAUUUAAGAUCAUUUUAUGUUAGUUAUUUACAGGAAAUAAAAUAUUUCAAAUCUG